AUCCUUUUCCUAGUUUCGUCCCUUCAUAGCUCAAACUCCAUGGCAGAUCCGUUGAGUGUCGCAGCCUCCAUCAUCGGCAUCCUGGGAGCUGCAGGGCAGGUGGUGGAGUGGUUAGCCCCCGUGGUGUCAGCUAUAAAAGAUACACCAAAAUUAGCACCGCCCGUCUAUUCCGAGGUCGUCAACGUACGCCUCAUCUUGUCAGUUCUUCAGAACCUGAUCCCUAACCUGGCAACCAUGUCACGACGGAGAACCGAUCUGAUCAGCGUCGAUCAACUCAUUGCCAUCUUGACUGAUGGGGUACUAAUAUUUUCCGAGCUUGAGGCGCUUGCGCCUACCCUCAGCACCCCUGUCUCUCAGAUCCCACUCAUAACUCGUCUUCAAUGGGCAAGAAAGGAGGGCGACCUGACAGUAAUCGUGGCACGAUUGCAAAGUUUCAAACUGUCUGUCUCCCUAAUACUUAACAUCUUCCAAUGCGAAUCUGAUUCGGUAGCUGCAGAGACACAAUCGGAACUUUCUGUCAGUGUUACAUCGCUCCUGAAAAGUAAUAAGGACCUGUCUCGUCGGCUGGCUAGUCUAGAAAAUUCAUUCGACAACGGAAGCAUACUGUCCCGCCGACACAGCGCCUUCGCCUCCGAGGCAGACGACGAAGCUGAUGGGUCAAAUGCACCUGGCGCAGCAUCAAGUGGUUGGACGAUCACUGAAAGAAGACCCAAAUCAACCAUCAGCCCACUUGAGCCCAUUGCGGAGAGCGAACCCAGCACAUUCACAUUCGAAACCGACUUACAAUCGUCGCGUGUCUAUCGCAAUGCAAAAAGAGACACGUGCGACUUUUCCUUUACAAGUUCCGUUGCCAGAUCAAAUGCUUGGUCUGCUAUUUCGGGGCUUAGUGUAGGCAAUGUUUCUAUCAUUUCAGUGAUUGCCCUUCCCAUCUAUGCAGCAGAUAUAUCCAACCCGCAACAUUACAACUUCGGCUCCAGCGUGGCAGGAGACAGUUCGCCAGCCAGAUCCACGCCACGGGGAAAAUCUCUCUAUCAAGAUUGUCUUGUCCUGAAAGCACGGCUGCUAAAUAUUGAAGGCUUCGAAGACCUUUUUCUUGACGUGUCGAGCAACUUUCCGGAUGAGAAUCCGGUGAGCACGCUACGGGCAGGGCUCAGACUGCGUAGCGCGUUAUUUCUCAUACACAAUACUUUGAGCCUACGAAACCAGACCGGCCCGGUUCCACUUCAGGCACACUGGGAUCUCAAAGCGGCGGUGUAUACGUUCCUGAAAUUUUGCAUCAACCAGCUCCAGAUUCCUCCGGCCGCUUGCGCUGUCAUCAGCAACCUUUCGAGUGACGAUAUAUUGGAAUUCAGAAAGAUUGUGCGCUUUGUCGGUAAGGUCUUUGAUGAUCACCUGCCCGGGAGCACUAUCUCUGCCCACGAUGAGGCAUUAAUCAUCAAGCCAUUAUGGAGACGGGAGCUUCGCACCGUUACUCAGCUGAUUUCUGAGGAUUUCAUCGCGGAUGAAACGGAGUACUCCGCCCAGCUCGAAAACCUCUUAGAAAUAAAAGUCAAGCUUGAGAACGCUGGGAAUCUCCGGUUUGAUUGGAUUAUCCAGAGCUUUGUCAGUGCGGCCGGUCUUGCUGAUGCGCAGCAACACUUCCUCGUUGCUGCUGAGAUGACGAUGAAUCAACCUACAGAGGCUCGAAAUUGGGGUAGCCUCUUUUUGGUGCAUACGUCGAUAUUUCGGAGCCACAAAGAGUUUCUAGUCAGCAACAAGGUCGCAGGCGAAGCCACAGCCGCAAAAACAGAUUGGCCAGAUGACGGUGAGGCGGAAGCUCUUCUCACAGAGGCUCUUCGGAUGUUCGCUAUUCCAUCUCAACGGUUCGCGAAAUAUGGCACAUUCCUGGAAGAAAUCCUUGACCACUGCCAACUGGGAAGCUACCGGGAGGCUGAUCUCAUUAAGGCCAUCGACCUGCUGAAUGCAACCAGCGCUGAAAUCGAACACGCAUUCAAGCUAGAGGAAACGAGACGCCUGGUUGAUGACCUGGCGUCAAGGGUGAAGGAUUGGAAAGGACUCCAAGUCCAAAACUUUGGGAAGCUCCUGAUGUUCGACAUCGUCAAGGUCACACCACCAUGGAAGGAUGCACUCGAGCGAGAGGUCUGUAUUUGAUGGAUAUCGUCGAAAAUAUCGUCGCAAAACAGGAUUGAGAAGAAGCGUGCUAACGCCGUCGCAGUAUCGAGCGUACCUGUUCGAGAAUAUCCUCAUCAUGUGCCAGGAGAAGACAGACAAGAAAUAUGCCAAGAAUCGAACCUUGGCGUCUACGUUGAAAAUACUAAUGUCGUCCCAGCCUCAACCAGAAGUUCCCAAGAUA
This is a messenger RNA of Pseudomassariella vexata, 2353 nucleotides long. RefSeq lists its product as uncharacterized. Bases 40 to 2151 code for a protein of 703 amino acids. Gene Ontology annotation, cellular component: nucleus; division septum; mating projection tip. The transcript has 4 exons. The record is from RefSeq and is a predicted model, not a curated record. NCBI's taxonomy places the organism in Eukaryota, Fungi, Ascomycota, Sordariomycetes, Amphisphaeriales, Pseudomassariaceae. Gene Ontology annotation, biological process: establishment of cell polarity; septin ring organization.